CCGCCACGCCCGUCAUGGUGGCCGCCGCCUCGGCCGGCUCUGGCCCCGCCCCGUGACGCGGCGUGGGUCACCUGACCCGGCUGCGGGGUGAGGAGACACAAGGGAAGUCGCCGUCGCCGAAUUCGGAGCCGCCGCCGCCCCCGGGAGCUCAGCACAAUGCCGUCGGAAAAGACCUUCAAGCAGCGCCGCACCUUCGAACAAAGAGUAGAAGAUGUGCGGCUCAUCCGAGAGCAGCACCCCACCAAAAUCCCGGUGAUCAUAGAACGAUACAAGGGUGAGAAGCAGCUGCCUGUCCUGGAUAAAACCAAGUUCCUCGUCCCUGACCACGUGAACAUGAGCGAGCUCAUCAAGAUCAUCAGGCGGCGCCUGCAGCUCAACGCCAACCAGGCUUUCUUCCUGCUGGUGAACGGCCACAGCAUGGUGAGCGUGUCCACGCCCAUCUCCGAGGUGUAUGAGAGUGAGAAGGACGAGGACGGCUUCCUGUACAUGGUGUACGCCUCCCAGGAGACCUUCGGGGGGCUGUCGGCGCACGCCUAGAACAGCGCGGAGCCUGCAGGCCCUUGCCAAGGAGAAAAAGGGAUGUCACCAGCUGAGAUGGCUCAGCUCGUCCAGUUACAGCGUGUCAGAACAGUCUCGUUCCCACCUAGGAGUUUCAGGAAGUUGUUUUUGUAUUUCAUGCAGAAAAACUGAGUUCCCGUGAGCACAUUCAGCUUUGGAAAGCUCUAUUAUUUAACCUCAGCUACCUUGUUUUCAAAGUUUAGAAGUUUAAAAAUAAAAUACUUUGCAUCCUAAAUCGCCAGUAGAACAGCCCGUCAGUUAUUUGAACGCUCUUCCCCCUGGUAGGAACUGGCCACUGGAGCAGCGGUGACUUCAGGCACUGGGCCCCCGAGGCCCCAGCGCCCUCUGCACGCGGCCCCGCACCCCGAGUCCGGCCUGCCACCACCUCCUGCGCAGCUGCUGCAGUGGCUCCGCUCGGUGGGAAGCGGUGCGCUUGAGCCGAGUAACCUGUGGCUUCCUUAAAAGCAGCAGGGAGCGGCGGGGUGUCUUCUGCUGGCAUCUCUGGGCUGAGGCCUCCAGCGGGCCCCUGCGCAGCAGCAGUGUCCAGUGCUGUCCUGGGGUCGUGGUAGUGGUGGAAGUGAGCGCCCUUUGCCUGUGGUCCUAGGUGGUGCUUUUCCUUUAGUGGGUCCUCAGGGCAUUAGGGACAGGUUCUCAUGGCGCUGGCUGCCCCACUGUGCACCCAGGGCACCUACGCAGGAACCCAUGUGGCAGAGCCACGGAAGGGUCACAGUCACACCACCACCAGAGCAGGCCAUGCUUGGCCUCGUUUGCUGUCUGCAGUGAUGACAGGAGAGCCAUUUGCUGUCACAGAGGGAGAAGUUUGGAGGCCGCGCCAGGACCCCGGCUCCGUCCCCAGAUGCCCCCACCCCACCCUGCAUGCCGCCCAGCGGUAAUGUUAACCUGUGUGAUUCCACGUGAUGUCCAUUCUCAGCCUGUCUCCUCUGGACUGUGCGUACCACUACUGAGAUCCUUGUAACCACUGUAGCAGUAGACGCCUGCAACACUGCUUUCUAAAACGCAAGUACCACGCUGAGGCCAUGUUCGUUUGUAGGACGUUUAAAAGCAGAUGCUUCUAACGCACCAAGAAUAAAGAUUGGCUGAACCUG
Molecule: messenger RNA, 1664 nt
Organism: Cavia porcellus (domestic guinea pig)
Lineage: Eukaryota; Metazoa; Chordata; Mammalia; Rodentia; Caviidae
Gene: Map1lc3b
Product: microtubule associated protein 1 light chain 3 beta
Exons: 4
Coding region: 157-537 (126 amino acids)
Biological process (GO): autophagosome assembly; autophagosome maturation; cellular response to nitrogen starvation
Cellular component (GO): autophagosome; autophagosome membrane; cytosol
Molecular function (GO): ubiquitin protein ligase binding; microtubule binding
Source: RefSeq, a predicted model, not a curated record